Messenger RNA from Nematocida parisii ERTm1, 387 nucleotides. RefSeq lists its product as uncharacterized. NCBI's taxonomy places the organism in Eukaryota, Fungi, Microsporidia. The transcript has a single exon. The record is from RefSeq and is a predicted model, not a curated record. The coding region runs from base 1 to 387 and encodes 128 amino acids.
AUGGCUCUGGUAAGCACAAAAGAAGAAAAAAAGCACAGAAACCGACUAAAACUGUACGAAUCCUUUAAAACAUUCAUUCCUUCAUUUCUAAGUCCGGCCAUCACUCCAUUCUCUGUGUACAGACACCCAUUCACUUCUGUUCUUGUUUCAUACUGUACCACAGGGCACAUCACAGACCGUAUAAGUACAGUAUAUACUACACCACAGCAUACAGUAGAUAAAACUAUACUUAAAUUACCACAGAAAAGACUUAAAGUGUCAUUUCCAGAAAAAUUCAGUUUUACAGCACCGGGUUCAUUUAAUGCAAAUUUAAAUUUGAACCCCUGUUGUAAUGGCAAGAAGAAUAAUAAAUCCAGUUUCAGAAAAAAGAAGAGAACUUACGAUUAA